AUGGACGACCCCAAUCCCUUUGCAGACUCGCAUGCUGCCAACUACGGCGCCAGUACCAAGAGCUAUGAACCACUCGAAACGCCGCCUCCAUACCACGACAGCGCGCCUGCGGAUACGAACGCAUCUGCAGGCGCGGACACGCGCUCGUACGCUCACUAUUUCCAGAUUUCGCCAGAACAGCUCCGUGAGCGCCUGGCGGCCGCUCUGAAGCUACAGAAACUACAACCAGAGGGCCAGCUCGAGCUGGAGCCCGACUUGUACGCGCCGGUGUGGGUUACAGCGACCGUGGUGGCCGCGCUGUUCUUCGCACACAGCGUACGGCUGCUGGUGACCGCGCUGGUGCACAGCACGCCGCUGGAUACCGUGACGGAGUACUCACGGCUCACGUCGUGCGCAUUCCUGUUCUACGCAUACACCGGCUUGGCACCGGCGGCGGUGCACGUGAUCGCAGGUCACGUGCUCGGUGUCCGCGUCCACGUGACCCUGCCUGCCCUCGUGUGCAUCUACGGGUACGCAAACGCAGCGUGGGUGCCCGUGGCGGUCGCCAGCAGCAUCGCCAACGUGCUGGUAGCGAGCAGCGCGGCGAACGUGUUCGGAUGGGUGUGUGUGGCCGCGGGCGCGGUGCACAGCGGCGCGGUGCUGUUCCGGCAACUGCGCGACGUGUGCGACGCAGAGGACGCAGCGCGCUGGCGGCCCGUGUUGGUAGCGGUGCUGGCCGUGCACGCGGGCUUUGCAUGUGCCGUGAAGGCGGUUGUAUUCUGA
This is a messenger RNA of Lachancea fermentati, 762 nucleotides long. The record is from the annotation of a GenBank genome assembly. Lineage: Eukaryota; Fungi; Ascomycota; Saccharomycetes; Saccharomycetales; Saccharomycetaceae.